GCUCCUGCCCCCAUCAGGCCUCCACGGGCUGAUUGUCCCCUCAUGGCGUCACUGAACUCGGGUGUCUAACCCAGUGGCGUUUCACCGGGGGUGAUCUUGCCUCUCAGGGAACACGCGGCAAGGUCUGGGCAUUUUCGGUCGUCACGACCGCGGGCGUGCUACUGACGUGAAGCAGUGAGGUCUGGACGCCUGAUUGAAUUCCGGUCCACCUUUGGAGAUGGGCUACAAGCCUUCACCGGUGGAUUGUGUUGUGCGUCCUGGUGCGUCAGGAGACUGCUGGCUUCUGGCGGCUAUCGCCUCCUUGACCUUGAAUGAAGAGCUGCUUUACCGGGUGGUGCCCAGGGACCAGGACUUCCAGCAGAACUACGCAGGAAUCUUUCAUUUUCAGUUCUGGCAGCGCGGCGAGUGGGUGGACGUGGUGGUGGACGACAGGCUGCCCGCCAAGGACGGGGAGCUGCUCUUCCUGCACUCGGAAGAAGGCAGCGAGUUCUGGAGCGCCCUGCUGGAGAAGGCCUACGCCAAGCUCAACGGCUCUUACGAGGCUCUCACUGGGGGGUCUACCAUGGAGGGGUUUGAGGAUUUCACAGGGGGCAUCUCCGAGUUCUUCGACCUGAAGAAGCCGCCAGCCAGUCUGUACCAGAUCGUCCGGAAGGCGCUCCGCGUGGGCUCUCUGCUGGCCUGCUCCAUCGAUGUCUCCAGUGCAGCAGAAACGGAAGCUAUCACCAGCCAGAAGCUGGUCAAGAGUCACGCGUACUCAGUCACCGGAGUUGAGGAGGUGGAUUUCCGUGGCCGCCCGGAGAGGCUGAUCAGACUCAGGAACCCGUGGGGCGAAGUGGAGUGGACGGGAGCCUGGAGUGACAACGCCCCGGAGUGGAAUUACAUAGACCCCAGGCAGAAGGAAGAGCUGGACAAGAAGGCUGAGGAUGGAGAGUUUUGGAUGUCUUUCUCGGAUUUUCUGAGGCAGUUCUCUCGCCUGGAGAUCUGCAGCCCGUCCCCGGACUCCCUGAGCAGCGAGGAGGUUCACAAGUGGGGCCUGGUCCUGUUCAACGGCCGCUGGACACGGGGCUGUGCUGCUGGUGGCCGCCAGAACUUCCCAGCUCCGAUCGAUCCUCCCGCAGCGGCAACCGUAGCUCCGCGUCUGGUUGCGCGCCCUCGUGGGCCUGUGCGUGCCGGUGGACAGAUGCCCCGAGGCGCGCUGAGGAACCAAUCACAGCCAGCAGCGCGCAGGAGAGAGUCAGGUCUUGCUGGGAAAAAGCGGCCGCUCCCAGAAGUCUCUGAGACAGACAGACAGACACACGGCUGCUGAACUGCCCUGGGGAGCCUACCUCGGGAGGAAACAGAUGCCGUUUAGAUUUCUUUGCCUCUAAUUGUGAUGAUUAUAGGCCUGCAGACACUCUCUUUUGGGUAACGAACCAAAACUUCUAAUAUGUGCCAGGAAAAAAAAAAGCAUGUGAAAUAUGCAUUAGGGGAUGCAAUUACCCUCCAUGGUGACUUUUCAGGUGGGGGGGACAGAAUAAAAAACAAUGAAUGCUAAUUAGUUUACAUUAAUCAAAAUUAUAUCCUGCUUCUUUUUUUUUUCUUCCCCCCAGCUUGUAAGUGUUCAGAAGCAGGUUAUUCCAAUUUCACCCCUGUUUUUCAAAAAUUAAUAAGGGCCAUACAUUAGUGUACCAUUCUGCCUGCUUCAUGGAAUAGAUUAGUAAAGGUUUUAAUUACUGAAAUUAUACAGUCAUAAAAAGAUGAUUUAAUGAAAGCAAUCAUAUCAUUUGCAUUCCGGGCCUGCCUGCCUGCAGUCACCCCAAGAAACGCUAAAUUACUUGGAAGUGCAGACAAAUAAUUACUGCAUUGUCAUUCUGCUUGAGGACCCUGGGCUCCAGUGACUUCAAGUUCCCAGUAAAUACCAGCCCCACCCGAGACAGAGGGUUAGAGAUGACAAUGGAGACCUAAAAUCCCUCUUCCUUCCCCAUUCCCAGAGCUUGUCUUACCUGGAGAAAUCCAUUAGGACCUCCCUCGGAUAAGGGACAAUUCACUGGUGUGCUGUUUUGUGGAAGGUUUUGUGGUGGUUAACAUAAUUAGGCCCCAGUCUGGAAGUGAUAGCCCAGGUAUGAAAAAGACAGGUUAUUUUAUUACCUGUGUCAGGACAGCAGGUGGGUGCAUGAAAUCAUGCAUCAGGAAGGGUGCGCCCACCCACUUGCAAAGCCAGAAUCUAAGUGUGGGCGGGCGGCUCUAGAUCAGCCGCCCCCAGGGCCUCCUCAGCUCCCCCCACAAAAGAGGGGCAGACACAGUGACAUGUGACCAGCCCCAGUGAGGGCUGCUGAGUUCCCACUAGGAACCGUGUGGAAUUAUUGAAGGUCUGUGGUGGUGGCUGGUGGAAAGGGUCAGCGUCGAGAAGGGUUUAUUCUGCUUAGAUUUAUAGCAACCCUCAGAUGUCAAUUCCGGUGUCCCCAGUUCAAUUCUGCAGAGUACCCUUACUAUACCCUCCUAAUAAAUUGUCCCCACUCUGUGGACCCCAGAGCCCCUCCUUUGUGGUGCCCUGGGACUUUUGGGGCCAUCAUCCUUUGAUGAUGUCAGGACUUCAGAGAUGAGGGUACCCAUAAGCUUUUGGUUUUUUCCCCACUGGUCAAGUCUACUGAUACUCAUUGGACACUUACUACUAUGUGUAAAACCUUGUAUUGGGGUCUUAGCAUAGGAAAAGGGAUGGUGUUGCCCCAUCAGAAUGCUUCUUUAAAAAAUCCUCAUCUGAGGAUAUGUUUAUUGAUUUUAGGUGGCAGGACAGGGAGAGAGAGAAUCAUCAACAUGAGGGAAAUAUUGGUUGGUUGCUUCCCAUACACACCCCGGCCGGGGAUCAAUCCCACACCCCUGUGGUGUAGGGGGUGAUGCUCCAGCCACCUGAGGCACCCGGCCAGGGCCCCAUAAUAAUGUUUUUAAUGCACGUUACACAUCAUUUGUAUACUCAGAAAGUAGAAACUCAGUGUUGCGGUGACUUAAUUUCAGGGGAAAACCACCUUUAGGUGAGCUAAGGGAAGAAUUUUUGGAAAAGGCUGCAAUGAAGGACCAACGAGAGAUGGAAGGAGUCAGAGCAUCAUUAUUAUUAUUAAGCUAGGACCAUCCUCUGUUCUCUGAGAUGUGAAAGCUGAGGCUUGGAGAGGUUGCUAAAGACCACGUGGCAAGAGCAGGGGGAAGCUGGGGCUCCUGCUCCCCUGUCUGCUGCCCUCACCUCUGCUCUUCCUCCUCCCCAGGGAGAGGCUGCUGGAUCUGGAGGGAGCCCAGAAAGACAUCUUCCUGAGCUCUCGUGUUUCAGGGGUAACUAAGCCGGCUGGGUCCAGAGAAGUGAAGUGACUCAGCCAGAGUCAGCCAGGGACAGACCCAGGGCUGAACUGUGGCAAGAGGACAGGAGUCGAGGCAGUCUCCAGAGGGCUGACCGUGUGUGGGAGGGACCACAGGGCCCUGCAGGGGCUUGGUGAUCCCGGCCAGAGUGGGAGGGAGGCGCAGGGACACUGCGGGGCCUGCCCUUUGCUUUGCCCUUUGC
This is a messenger RNA of Artibeus jamaicensis (Jamaican fruit-eating bat), 3526 nucleotides long. Its product is annotated as calpain-8. Gene Ontology annotation, cellular component: cytoplasm. Gene Ontology annotation, molecular function: calcium-dependent cysteine-type endopeptidase activity. Gene Ontology annotation, biological process: proteolysis. The record is from RefSeq and is a predicted model, not a curated record. Bases 218 to 1306 code for a protein of 362 amino acids. The transcript is spliced from 10 exons. NCBI's taxonomy places the organism in Eukaryota, Metazoa, Chordata, Mammalia, Chiroptera, Phyllostomidae.